This is a messenger RNA of Girardinichthys multiradiatus, 6503 nucleotides long. RefSeq names its product sp4 transcription factor (gene sp4). The transcript has 7 exons. Gene Ontology annotation, molecular function: RNA polymerase II cis-regulatory region sequence-specific DNA binding; DNA-binding transcription factor activity, RNA polymerase II-specific. Lineage: Eukaryota; Metazoa; Chordata; Actinopteri; Cyprinodontiformes; Goodeidae. Gene Ontology annotation, biological process: regulation of transcription by RNA polymerase II. The record is from RefSeq and is a predicted model, not a curated record. Bases 2393 to 4684 code for a protein of 763 amino acids.
AAACUGAAUGACAUCAGCCUUCUGAAAACUCUUAUAUGGCCAUUUUUGCCAACUUUCUACAUAAUAUUUCAUGUUUACCUGAAGAUAUUAGUACUGAUAAUGUGUCAGAGUAUAAAUUUGUUUCAGUGUAAACCUUUGGAUUAAGCAUUAAUAGCCAACAUACUUCUCUUGUGUGUUUCCUGUAUGCACACAAGUUGGUGGCAUACUAGUAACGUUUUCUGCUAGAUGAACCCGGCCUGUGACUCUUCCUAGAUAAGGUCAAUGGAUUGGAAGAACCUGCUACCUGGGCAGAGGUCACAGUGUCAACAUGUUAACUGCUCCACUGUUUUGUUCUGUUAAUCAGUUUGUGGGAAAUCUCCCUUCUGUUCAAGUUCUUCUGCUCAUGUCACACAAAGCAAGAAACCUCUUUGUCACAGUUGCUUCAGAACGGGAAAUGGCGUUUAUGGUAAGCUAGCUCCCUAGCAUGCCAUAAAAAUCACACAGACUGGAUUUGUGAGAUAACCUUGAGAUAUAUCUAUAAAAAGCAGAAGAAUAAAUAAAAACAGAAUGCAAUCAUUUGCUCAUAAAUUAGAUGUGUUGACGCUUAAAAUUUAAUAAAGUAGUUCAUAAUUGCAAAGUUUAAAGAAAAUGUCACAUAUGGUUUUUAAAAGUCUCCUUAUGCAAAAAUAUGAAAAGCGUGUUGCAUUUGUUUUCAACCCACUUCAUUUUAUACUUUGUAGAAUCCAUGUUUUCAUGCAAAUAGAACUGCACGUCCUUUGAGGUGUGUCUCUGUCAGCUUUGCAAAUUUAGAGACUGACGUUUUUGCUCAUUGUUCUUUACAAAAUAGCUCAAUGCUCAGUCUGACUGGGUGAAAAAAGUGUAUCUGAACACCGUUUUUUAAGUCUUGCUGUGGAUUCUCAAUUGGAUUUUGGUCUCGGCUUUGGCUCAUUCUGACACACGAAUAUGCUUUGCUCUUAAGUCUAAACCAUUCCACUGUGGUGACUGAAUGUUGCCAGAACUUCUUCCUCGGUCUCAAGUCUUUUGCUGCCUCUAAAGUAUUUUCUUCCAGUAUUACUCUGACUAUUGCUCCCUCUAUCUUCCCCUGAACUCCGAUGAACUACGCUAUUCCAGCUGAAGACAAGAAUCCCCACGGCAUGAUACUGCCACCACCAUGUUUAAAAAUAUAGACAAACAUAUAUCACGUCCCUUCCCUUCCACUUCAAAGUCAUACUUCUUGUUGGCUUAUAAAACAUAACCUCCCCCCCACCCCCAAAAAUACAUAAACAUUUGCAGAUGAAGUUACAAGAUUUAAAAGAAAACUUCAGGGUGUAUGAAUACUUUGCAAAGCUCUGUAGGUGUAUAGUUCAUGGGUAAAUUUGUCAAAUAUAUAUUCUUUUAAAUAUAAACAUGUUUGUCAUACUUCUUUAAUAGUAUAGUAUCAAAUGUUUGUCAACGGGGUGGAGGAGGAAACAAGUCAGAAUUUUACAGUCAACUCGUUUAAAACUUUUCUUCAUGGCAGCCUCUGCAAAACUGAGUGACACUAAUCCUUUCUACUGUGGUGCUGUUUCAUCGUCGUCCAAAAGCCUUCAUACUGAAACCAGCUCACACGCCUCUCUUUCCCGUUUGCCCAACCCCCUGCAACCCCCGCCAUCGAAAAGUAGUCCCCGCCUUUCUCUCUCGCUCUCACCCCAACAUGACCACAAGUGUCGCCGCUCCGGAGCAUCAUGGGAGCUGUAGUUCCCGUCUCGCUAGCACGUUUGAGAAGGCGAGGCCUCACCAAAAUACAACUCCCAUCUCGACCCUCGCACGCCGAGCCCCGUCGUCCAAUCUGAAUAUGUGGGAGGAGCGCAUCCGCCCACAAAAGCCACAGCUAUCUCCCCGUUAUAGGAUCCAACUGUGCACGAAUUAAAGGGAAUAGGCUCAAAAUACAAAGGCCGGUGGUGGCUCGUUUUAGGUGCGCGGCGGACGGCGACGCGUCGUGUGUUGUCGGGGAAGAAGCGGCGGGUGACAAGAGGCAGGAGCAGCGAGGAGGGUGUUGUCUUGAUGCUUAAAUGGAAGUGGGUGGGCCUCCACGGUCACACACCGCCAACUUCUCUGUGGACAUCGUUCUGACAAGCACAAAUUAGCUCGUUUAUGGACUGUCUGUCCGGUGAAAGCGACAGAAGACCGGGGCUUCGAGGAGUCCAACGGUGCGGAGACGGUCGCGGUGUACGUUGUUGUUUCCGUUAUUUUUCGGAGGGCUGCUUGAUUGUGCCUCCGCUUGGUACCGCCCUUCCUGGCUGGUGGGUGGUUUCGUCAAACGAGCUGAUCCGCUACGGCCCAAAGCGGAACAUAUAGUCCGUCCUCCGCCUCUCUACCCGGCCGGCCUUCUACCGUGAACUACACCCUCUCCCUCUCGGUAUAUUAAUGCGUUAUGAGUGACUCGAAGAAGGAAUCAUCUGGAACAGAAGGAGGGAAAGCAUCUAAACGAGGCAAAAGUUCAGGAUCGCAGGAUUCCUCUCAGCCAUCUCCACUGGCUCUGCUAGCAGCAACCUGCAGUAAGAUCGGAGGGCAGGGGGGAGCAGAGGGGUCCCAGGCCCAGGCAGGUGCCCAGCAGAUCCAAGUCCAGGCUGGUCAUAUUCAGCUCCAGGCAGGCCAGCUUCAGGGUCAGAUAGUGGUGGACGCAGCCGGGGGCCAGGCUCUGGUGCCCCAGCAGCUAGAACUGGUCCCCGCUCAGUUCACAGGGAACGGCUGGCAGAUCAUUACAGCAGCUCCAACAAUGGCCAAGGAGAACACCAGUCACCCUGUUGCUGUGACUGUGGCCACCACUCUGGCCAAUGACAGUUCGCCUGGAGGACGCAAGGUGAAAACAACAAGUGGCACCAAUAGUGUCCCAGCCAAUCAGCAGCAGCAACAGCAGCAAUUCCAGAUCAUCCAGGUUCAGAACCUGCCUAAUGCUGGGGGUGGUGUCCAGUAUCAGGUCAUUCCUCACCUGCAGACUGCGGAUGGACAGCAGAUUCACAUCAACCCACAGCCAGCUUCCAUCGGGGCCCUGACUGAGCAGGUUCAGUUCAUCCAGACCCCAAACUCAGGCCAGUCCCAGGCUAUUCUCCAGCCAACCAGCCAGCAGGCUAUUCUACCAAGCACAGCCAAUCAGGCGGUCCCGCUGCAGAUCCGUCCUGCACAGACUUUCCCAAUUCAGCUCCAGACUCUGCAGGGCUCCCAGACUCCUGUUAUGACCACCGUGCCCAUAAACCUCGGUGGCAUGACUCUGGCUUUGCCGGUGAUCAACAACGUUGCAGGGAGCGGGGCACUGCAGCUCAUCCAAUCGGCAGAUGGCACGUUCUCUGUCGCUAAUGGCAACCAGCUGGUGACGACAGCAGUGCCAGGAGGCACUCCCACUGCAGCCAGCACCGGGUCAACACCAACAAUAGCUGAAGGGGACAGCAUGUCUGAUGGCGUUCAGGGGGUUUCUGCUGCACCCGAGAGUGCCCCAGAUAACACCCAAGUGCAAGGCAACGAGGCAGACUCCCAGAGCCAGGCCAAUGGGCUCCAAAACCAGUCAGAUGCAGGAACCAUCCAGCAAGUGAUUGUGGGCCAGGUAGGGCACCAGCUGGUGCAGCAGAUCCAGCUGCAACCCCAAGCUCAGAGUCAGGGUCAGACACAGAACCAGCAGCAACCACAGCAUAUUCAAACCCUCCAGCUGGCGCCAGGACAAACGCUACAGCCGAUCCAGGCCUUCCAGAACCCAGCACAGGUUCUUAUCCGUGCGCCGACCCUGUCGUCCUCUGGGCAGAUAACCUGGCAGACCCUUCAGCUGCCCGGGGGGGUCUCUUUGCAGGGCGGUCUGGGGGCCGGGAUGCCACAGCAGCUGACACUGGCUCCGGUGGCCGGGGGGACAGUAGGGAGUGGGGGACUGGUGUCCCUGAGUGGAACCCCUUUGACGCUAAGCGCUGCCCAGAUCAACCCAGGUUCCGGGGUGCAGACGGUCAGCAUCGCAGGACUGGGCACAGGAGGGGUUCAGGUGCAGGGUGUACCUCUCACCAUUACUGGUCUACAGGGUCAACCACAGGGUCAGGACACGGUUAAAGUUCAGCCUUCUCCUGUGACAGUCACUGUUGGCAGCAUGGCCUCAGGUUCAUCGGUGAGUCCAGACCAGCUGGGCUCUGUUCAGAGUUCUUCGGACCAGGAGGGGCUGCCCAGCAAGAGGCUUCGACGUGUCGCCUGUUCCUGUCCAAACUGCAGGGAUGGAGAGGGAAGGAACAGCGGAGACCCCACAAAGAAAAAGCAGCACAUCUGCCACAUAGAGGGCUGCGGGAAGGUGUAUGGCAAGACGUCUCACCUGAGGGCCCACCUGCGCUGGCACACCGGCGAGAGGCCGUUUGUCUGUAAUUGGAUCUUCUGUGGGAAGAGGUUCACCCGUAGCGACGAGCUGCAGAGACACCGGAGAACACACACAGGGGAAAAGCGUUUUGAGUGUCCUGAAUGCUCCAAGCGCUUCAUGCGCAGCGACCACCUUUCGAAGCACAUCAAGACUCACCAGAACAAGAAGGGGGGCACUGCCGUGGCCAUCAUCACCACUGAUGACAUGGAGGACGUCCCCCCUGAAGGCCUGGCCGAAUCCCCCCAGAUUGUCGCUGUAGGAACCCUCACGCGGGACUCUGAACCCGCUACACCCACAACCUCCAACCACCUGGAGGAAGAAGAGGGAGGAGAGUUUGAAUAGACGAAUCAAAGGCAGACUUCCUGAUUUUAUUUUGUUUGUUUUUUGGAGGUGUUUGGCCAGGACCUUUUACAUAAAUUUCAAAUUGUUUUCUUAUAAAAAGGGACUUAAAAGAGGAUCAUUUAAUGAAGAUUAAGAGGAAGAAAUACAAACCUUACAAUCUGAAGAAAACUAACAUAUAAUGAAAGAUUAGGUUGGCUUUUAUAUAAUAAUCUAUAACAUUUCCGUGUGCAUUGAGGGGACAGAAUGUAAGUAGAUGAGCACAAGACAGGGGGACCUGACGAAGCUAAAACCAACGGUGAGAGGCAUUUUCCUAACAGGAAUCUAACUCUAUGCACAAAGCUGUGUUCCUGUUUCAUACCUGUCUGACAGUGCUGAGGUCAAUCAUGAUACAGGUCGGUUGCGGAGCGCCAACAGCGCAGGGGCAGUCUGGGAUGUUGUGUGUGUGCAUAAUAACUGUGAUCGGCAAGAAUGGGUGUGUGCUUGUGUUCCCACGCUGCUCCAAAGAGGAUCUACCUAUGGUGAGUUUUAUUCAUGGUUCAGGUUCAGUCCUCAGAUCAGAUUCAGGUGAUUCAGGUUGAUUUGUUUGAUUAGUUUAACAAAUUAUUCUUAAAGAAGAAAUUCUAAAAGAGAAGAAGAGUAGGGGGAAAAAAGCACAUAUAAAAAGAUUUAUAAAUAAUGCAUUCCUUAUUGAAGUGCAGUGGCCAUUAGAAUACAAAUAAAAGGUUUCUAUAGAAAAAAAAAACAAUCUAGCUUUCUACAACUUUGUUUGUGUAGGGAAAGCAAUACUAUAAUGACAAUCCAUGUGAAACCGUGUUUACAUUGUAAGGGGAAGUUUUAGUUGUUAACGAGACAAGCCGGUUUGUUUAAGAAUCGGAGAGAAGUGCUGCCGUUUGAGCAAACCUGGACCUUUGCAGUCAUUGCAGGAGCGGCUUCAGCAUCAUGGAUUUUUACAGUUUGGCCGCCUAGCAGCAGUUUAGUUAGACGGCAGCACUGUCGCUGAUGCUACUUUACGCUUCCUGCACUGUGGUAAAGAACCCUCUGCGCUGCACGGAGGACCACAGUGCAAGCAGCUGAAGUAACUAAGAGCUGCAGCCGAGUUAAGCUCCUUAGCUAUGUGGAUGUAAGAUUUUUUUUGUUGAUGUUGCUCUGUGUUAGUUCAGUGCGUACGUUUUGAAUUAAAAAAAAUUAUUUUAAUGAAUUAAACAUUUUUUAAGCCCCUCUUCAAAUGUGUUGACACAGGACCCCAUUGUGUGAGGCUAAUUUAUUAUUUAUCCUUGGUUUGUAAUAUUUGCCUUUCGCUGGACUUGUAUUUGUGUGCGUUGGUUCUAAGGUUGUGUGCAGCAUGUUUCAGUUCUUGCCGUAGGGCUGCUUCUCUCUUCUUUGAUCUCUGUUGGUCUGAUAUUUCAUUUAUUUUCUUGGCGCCAUGAUGUGUUUUUGGAAAAAAAAUAUAGAUGACAAAAUAAGAAGAAAGCAGCAAAAAAAAAAAAAAUCUAUUACUGUCUAAAGCUGAAAAGAUUGAUACCAAACAAAUGUAGAUGUUUUAAAAAUCUUUUUUGUGUGACAACUAACUUUUCUUUUCUUUUCUAUUUUGUAGUGACAUCUCAUUUGUAAAUCUUUUUCUAAAGAUGUUUGUUCGUCUCCAUGACAUUUGAUAAUGGGUUUUUGCCAGGUUAGCCUUAAAGGCUCCAGUUUAUUGAUAUUUUUAAAACUGGUUUGUACAAAUGUGUUGUCAGCAAAAAAAGACUGAAAAAAAGAGAUAACUUCAAGCAGAAAACAUGCUUUGCCUGCUUAACACUUAAUAAAGCGAGUCUUAAAUUUC